AUGUGGGGUACAAGCAAAGUAGUGACUAAUCUGUUAAGGAGCUGUAAUCUCAGACUAGUGACAAAGAGAAAUCUUCAUGCUGGUGGAUUAAAGAACCUAAUUCAAAUAUCAUCCUUAGAUGGAUUAUUUUCAAAAGAAGGUCUAGAUAAUGCAUGGUUCAAUAGAUCUAAGAUGUAUGUGAACCAAUUAAAUGCUCACUUGAAUAAUCAGCAGACUUCUUCGUCAGCAGCUGAUAUGUUAUCUUCAUUAAAUAUAAGUAACUUAGAGAGUUUUAUUUUGAAAUAUUCUAAAUCAAGUGAUAAAACAGAUUUGGUCAUUCUAGCUUCUUUAUUGUAUAAUUUACAAUUCUCUCUAUCGUCUUUAAGACCCAGCCUUACUUCAGUAGCUUUGCUAAAGGAAAAGCCAAAGACAUUAUAUAAUAAUGAUGUUAUUUCUGUUUUAUCAUCAAAUAGUAAUAACCCAUCAACUAUUCAAGGUACUGAGGCUCUCUCUCAGGCAUUAAUUGGUUCAUUUGGUUCCAUUGAGGAAUUUAAGACUAAUUUUAUAAAUUCUGCUCUUUCAAUUUCAGGUGAUGGUUAUACUUGGUUAGUGGCAAGACAUAAGAAAAACAAUUUUUCUUCUUCAUCAUCUUCUCUAGUAUCAGAUGGGUUAUUUGUAGUCAAUACGUAUAAUGCAGGUACGCCUUUCAAUAUUGGGAAAGUAGGUCAUUUGAAUGAAAUUACUUCGAAAUUAAGUAACAAUAAGAAUAUGGAAAACAAGAGCCAACAAGAUAAUUUAGACAUGAUGGUAGAUUCUACAUCUUCGUCAAUUUCAUAUCAGAAGUCCGUGACAGAAGCUCAAAAUUAUGAUAGAUUCGAUCAUAAUAUUCACUACAUACCAAUAUUGGCAAUUGAUUCCUCUCCAAAAGCUUAUUUAACUGAUUAUGGUUCAUUUGGUAAAAUAUUAUAUUUGAAUAACAUUUGGAAUUCUAUUGAUUGGAAUGUUGCUCAAUCAAGAUUACCAAAAAUUGAAUUGGCCUAUUUGUCUUAA
Molecule: messenger RNA, 1029 nt
Organism: Henningerozyma blattae CBS 6284
Lineage: Eukaryota; Fungi; Ascomycota; Saccharomycetes; Saccharomycetales; Saccharomycetaceae
Gene: MRP1
Product: mitochondrial 37S ribosomal protein mS43
Exons: 1
Coding region: 1-1029 (342 amino acids)
Biological process (GO): superoxide metabolic process
Molecular function (GO): superoxide dismutase activity; metal ion binding
Source: RefSeq, a predicted model, not a curated record